This is a messenger RNA of Phaethon lepturus (White-tailed tropicbird), 915 nucleotides long. It is a transcript of the gene CUNH8orf48, whose product is annotated as chromosome unknown open reading frame, human C8orf48. NCBI's taxonomy places the organism in Eukaryota, Metazoa, Chordata, Aves, Phaethontiformes, Phaethontidae. The record is from RefSeq and is a predicted model, not a curated record.
AUGGUGACUACCUCAGCAGAUAGCUCUGGUAAUGACGAAAAGUGGCAGACGGAACUGAGCCAGAGUUACAGUAGCCCUGGUUUGGACUAUUCAGAAGACACCUUUGCCUUCAGUGAAGAGGAAGCAGCCUGCUGGCAGCAAGAGAGCGAACCAUCUGAAUUGUAUUGUUUCACAGAGGAUUUAGUGUGGUCUGCUGUGUCAGAUAUGUUGGAAAGCAUGUCAUGGUUGGCAGGCCAAAACCAUGCAGAUGAGCAGUGUGAAGUAGCAGAUUCUGCAGCUAUAGGACAAGAUGUCAUGGGAAAACGGAUUGAUCGAAAAAAUGAAGAAGCUGGCAUUAAGCAAGACAAAUCUGUCAUCAAAACUCAUGCUGUAAUUCUCUUUCCCCGAUACUGUAAUUGACACUUUUGUUCUGUUGAUUUAUGCCUGACAGAAAUUACUGAAUUAUUCGAUGGAGAACUGGAUGCUCUCCGCUCUUUUUGCACCAUUAAGAUAAGCAAGAUGUGUCAGCAGCUGAUCUCUAAGCAGGCAAAUGGUGGCAAGUCAAGAAAGCUGCAGCAUGGAUUUGCAGCAGAGAAACUGGAGACAAGUGACUUGAACUGCAUUGUUCCUGAUCGGCUAAUGAACAGAAUCCGCCUGAAAAAUAUCAGAGAGACUGCUAAACAGGUGACAGAAACUCAAAUGCACGAAUCUUCAGUGUGCCCUGACUGUCAGAAGAAGAAAGCAGAGCUAGCCAAAAUUACCUUUCUCAGACAAAAGAAGAUUCUAAUGGAAAGUGCUUUAAUCCAAGAGAAAUUGGAAGAACAGAUUUACUCCAGAGAUGUGCUUACACUUGUAGGAGAAGCACUCGGAAGCUUUCCCAAACCUUCAGAGGAUCCCAGGAACUUAUGGCAAAGGCUGAAAGGUCAGAAAAUGUAA